Messenger RNA from Hordeum vulgare subsp. vulgare (domesticated barley), 882 nucleotides. RefSeq lists its product as uncharacterized. The transcript has 3 exons. Bases 166 to 552 code for a protein of 128 amino acids. The record is from RefSeq and is a predicted model, not a curated record. Lineage: Eukaryota; Viridiplantae; Streptophyta; Magnoliopsida; Poales; Poaceae.
AAAAUUACAAGUUGCGGCCCGGUUUCCGUCUCUUCUUCUUCUCAUCCACCAGCAGCAGAGCGGAGAAGAAGAGACCUCGUCGGGAUCUCAUCUCCAACCUCUGCUCUGCUCCACCGUCGACAACCAACCAGCCGACCAAGCAGAAGCAGGGCAAGGGCAGCGAGGAUGACGUUCGACAAGGUGGAGGAGCUCCGGCCGGGCACCUACGGCCACAACCUCCAGCUCAGGGUCCUCAGCUCCAAGCCCGUCGUCCUCCACAGGCAGCACCAGGGCGGAAGGGCCGGCAACAACAUGCGCAUCGCAGAGUGCAUCGUCGGCGACGACACCGGGGUCGUCGUAUUCACAGCACGCAACGAGCAAGUGGAUAUCAUGAAGCCCGGGGCGGUCGUGGAGGCGAGGAAGGCGAGGGUGGACAUGUACAAGGGGUCGAUGCGCCUGGCCGUGGACAAGUGGGGGACGCUCAAGGCCGCCGAGAGCCCGGCGGACUUCAAGGUCAAGGAGGACAACAACGUGUCCUUGAUCGAGUUUGAGCUCAUGACCGUUCUGCAGUGAAGCAAUUGAAGAAGCCUCCUCCUCGCCUAGGAGGAGGAGGCAGAGGAUGAUGCUCAGCAGCUGUUAGGCUGAGCAAAGCAAUAAGCCGGCCAAUCAUGGCUCAUGUUUUCUCUUUUCUCUCUCUGUUUUUAACUGAAGUUUUGUUAGUGCUGCUAUCUUGGAUCGAUUGUUACUAGUCCUGUGAUGAGUAUGUUGAUGAGAUGAUGUAUCCAAUCAGAUUGUGUUGUGGCACCAGGUCAGGUGUGAGUGAGUCCUCUCCCUUUGUGUUAGACCUGGUAUUAAUUAAUCAUAUAUAUACUGGUAUUGAGCAAUGGUGACAUAUAUUUAUGA